CUUGACCUGGGCCGUAAGAAGGCGAAGGUGGACGAGUUCCCACUGUGUGGACACAUGGUGUCUGAUGAGUAUGAGCAGCUCUCCUCUGAAGCACUGGAGGCAGCACGGAUCUGUGCCAACAAGUACAUGGUGAAGAGCUGUGGCAAGGAUGGGUUCCACAUCCGUGUACGGCUGCACCCCUUCCAUGUCAUCCGCAUCAACAAGAUGCUGUCCUGUGCUGGUGCUGACCAGCUGCAGACAGGCAUGCGGGGGGCAUUCGGGAAGCCGCAGGGCACAGUGGCGCGGGUGCACAUUGGCCAGGUGAUCAUGUCCAUUCGCACCAAGGUGCAAAACAAGGAGCACGUCGUGGAGGCACUGCGGCGUGCCAAGUUCAAGUUCCCUGGACGCCAGAAGAUCCACAUCUCAAAGAAGUGGGGCUUCACCAAGUUCAAUGCUGACCAGUUUGAGGACAUGGUGGCCCAGAAGCGCCUGGUGCCUGAUGGCUGUGGAGUCAAGUACAUCCCAGGGCGUGGGCCCCUGGACAAGUGGCGAGCGUUGCAUGCUGCCUGAAAUUUGUCAUGUCAUAUAUCCCCCCCACCACUGGGGAUCCCCAUAAUAAAUGCUUUGGCCUCUU
This is a messenger RNA of Alligator mississippiensis (American alligator), 613 nucleotides long. Its product is annotated as large ribosomal subunit protein uL16-like. Gene Ontology annotation, cellular component: cytosolic large ribosomal subunit; ribosome. The annotation marks the transcript as partial. Gene Ontology annotation, molecular function: structural constituent of ribosome. The record is from RefSeq and is a predicted model, not a curated record. NCBI's taxonomy places the organism in Eukaryota, Metazoa, Chordata, Crocodylia, Alligatoridae. Gene Ontology annotation, biological process: translation; ribosomal large subunit assembly. The transcript has a single exon.